AUGGAAGAAGAGGAAGAAUCAAAAGAGAAAAAAAUAUUUGAUAAUGGAUUAGAUAAUCAUGAAAUGAAGAAUAAUGGUGUGGAACGAAAUGUUGAGAGUCCUCAGAAGAAAAAUAUGAAAUCUGGCAGUGACAUUGGGGAUGGGCAGGCAAAUGAAAAUGUGCACUCACAAGGACAUGAGAUUGUUGGUAAUGCAGAAGGUUUAAAAUAUUCGUCUGGGGAGUACUCAACAGAGGGUAAUCUUUUCCCAGUUGCUGACAUGCAACAUGAUCAUCUUUCUUAUUCAGGUUCACAUGUAUAUUCUCCUGUUAGUUCUCCACAAAAGUCUUGGGAUCAAAAUGCUGGGCAAAAUACGUCUGCAGAGUUAUUGCAUUUAAUUGAUUCUGCUAUCAUGGGGAAACCUGAAGGUAUGGAGAAAUUGAAGAAUAUUGCAAGUGGUGUAGAAAUUUUUGGGAAUGGUGAAGAAAUGGACAGCGUGUCCUUCUUAAUAGUAGAUUCACUUCUUGCAACAAUGGGUGGGGUUGAAAGUUUUGAAGAGGAUGGUGAUAAUCCUCCUAGUGUAAUGCUGAAUUCUCGGGCAGCCAUUGUGUCGGGUGAACUGAUUCCUUGGCUUCCUUACGUUGGUGAUUCUGAUAUUUUCAUGUCACCUAGGACACGAAUGGUAAGGGGACUUCUUGCCAUAUUAAGGGCGUGCACUAGAAACAGAGCAAUGUGCUCAAUGGCUGGUCUGCUAGGAGUACUCUUGAGAACAGCAGAAAAAAUUUUCACUGUAGAUGUUGGCUUAAAUGGGCAAAUAAGAUGGGAUGGAACUCCUUUGUGCCGCUGCAUACAAUACUUGGCUGGGCAUUCUCUUACUGUUAGUGAUCUUCGUAGAUGGUUUCAAGUCAUUCCAAGGACACUUACCACAAUUUGGGCUUCGCGCUUGAUGCUUGCAUUGGAAAAAGCAAUAAGUGAAAAGGAAUCUACUGGACCAGCUUGCACUUUUGAGUUUGAUGGGGAAAGUUCUGGUUUGUUGGGUCCAGGUGAGGGUCGCUGGCCUUUUAUCCAUGGGUAUGCAUUUGCAACUUGGAUCUACAUUGAAUCAUUUGCUGACGCUCUAAAUACAGCUACAGUAGCUGCUGCAAUUGCUGCGGCUGCAUCUGCUAAGUCAGGUAAGUCAUCAGCUAUGUCGGCUGCUGCAGCAGCUAGUGCUCUUGCUGGUGAAGGUACGGCACACAUGCCACGUUUAUUCAGUUUUUUAUCUGCUGAUAAUCAGGGUAUAGAGGCUUAUUUUCAUGCUCAAUUUUUGGUUGUUGAAAUUGGUUGUGGGAAGGCAAAGAAAUCUGCUUUACAUUUUACCUAUGCAUUUAGACCACAAUGCUGGUACUUCAUUGGUCUUGAACAUACAAGUAAGAAUGGUAUUAUUGGGCAUGCAGAAAAUGAAAUUAGAUUAUAUGUAGAUGGGUCUUUAUACGAAAUUCGUCCUUUUGAGUUCCCCAGGAUUUCCAAACCUCUUGCAUUUUGCUGCAUAGGAACUAACCCUCCUCCUACUAUGGCUGGUUUGCAACGGCGUCGGCGUCAAUGCCCGUUGUUUGCUGAGAUGGGACCUGUUUACAUCUUUAAGGAACCAAUUGGCCCUGAAAGGAUGGCACGCUUGGCUUCUAGAGGAGGGGAUAUAGUACCUUCUUUUGGUAAUGCAGCAGGGCUACCAUGGCUUGCAACAAAUGCCCAGGUUCAGAGCAAGGCAGAGGAAAGUGUUCUUUUGGAUGCAGAAAUUGGAGAUUUCAUUCACUUACUCUAUCAUCCUAGUUUGCUUAGUGGGCGUUUCUGUCCAGAUGCUUCACCUUCUGGUGCUGCAGGAUUGCUUAGACGCCCAGCUGAGGUUCUUGGGCAAGUCCAUGUUGCUACACGAAUUCGACCUGUGGAUGCUUUGUGGGCAUUGGCUUACGGUGGUCCAUUAUCUUUGCUCCCCUUAGCAAUUAGCAAUGUACACGAGGAUACUCUAGAACCACGGCAAGGGAAUCUUUCUGUGUCUGUAGCCACUUCAUCUCUUGCUGGUCCAAUAUUUCGAAUUAUAUCAAUGGCUAUUCAACAUCCAAGGAACCAUGAGGAGUUGGCUCGUUGCAAAGGACCUGAGAUUCUUUCAAAGAUUUUAAAUUACCUUCUCCAAACCCUGUCCUCACUUUGUGAUGGAACACAUGAUGGUGUAGGUGACGAAGAACUUGUCGUUGCAGUUGUCUCACUUUGUCUAUCUCAAAAAAUCAACCAUACGCUCAAAGUGCAUCUCUUCACCACACUGCUGCUGGAUUUAAAAAUUUGGAGUUUAUGUAGUUAUGGCAUACAAAAGAAGCUUCUAUCAUCUCUUGCCGACAUGGUUUUCACUGAGUCGGUAGUGAUGCGAGAAGCCAAUGCCAUUCAGAUGCUUCUUGAUGGUUGUAGAAGAAGCUAUUGGACUGUUCCAGAAAAAGAUUCAGUAAAAAAUUUUUCUCUAACUGGAUCAACAAGACCGACUGGUGAGGUCAAUGCUUUGGUUGACGAGCUCUUAGUGGUAAUUGAACUUCUAAUAGUGGCAGCAUCUCCUUCAAUGGCCUCAGAUGAUGUCCGAUGUUUACUUGGGUUCAUGAUUGACAGUCGACAACCUGGUCAGUUCCGGAUAGUACUGAUAAAUAGUGAUAAUAUUGUUAAUGGUAGUGCUAAUGGCGGUGACAAUAAAUGUGGUUGCAAUGAUGGUGUUGACACUAGUGGUAGUAGUAGUGAUAAUAGUGGUGGUGGAGACGGUGAUUGCAAUAUUGGAGAUGGACGUGACAAGAAUGAUUGGCGUGCUACUGUGCUGUUGGUUGUGCAGCCUAAUACAGCUAGAGCUCACUCAUUUGCAAAAGCAUUCCUAGCAUGUGGUGGGAUAGAAACUCUUCUUGUUCUUCUCCAGAGGGAAGCUAAAGCUGGAGAAAGUGAUGUCCAGGAAUCGGUGCAAAAGAAUCCUGAAUUUAGAAAAAAUGAAACUAAUGGUUGCACAGAAAUCACAGAAACUUGUCAGGAUGAUGAAGGAUCAAAUGGGAAAAAUGAAGCCAUCUUACAAAGUGAUGAUGAUUGUCAAUCUGCUGAUAGUAGCAGUAACAUUGAUCCUGGUUCUCCUGAUGUGUAUAAUGAAAGGAUGACAAUUACAUCAGAAAUUCCGUCUGUCAAGAAUUUGGGAGGCAUAAGUCUAUCCAUCAGUGCUGACAGUGCUAGGAAAAAUGUUUAUAAUGUUGAUAACAAUGAUGGCAUUGUUGUUGGGGUUGUAGGUUUAUUAGGUGCUUUAGUCGCUUCUGGGCAUCUGAGGUUUGCUUCUCGUGCUGGUCUUGAUACAGCAAGUAACCUUUUGGGUGUUGGACUGCAAGAUGGAGCAAGUACAAUGUUUGAUGAUAAGGUUUCUUUUCUUUUUUAUGCCUUACAAAAGGCUUUCCAAGCAGCACCCCGUAGACUGAUGACAAACAAUGUCUAUACAGCUUUAUUGACUGCCUCGAUCAAUGCUUCUUCAACAGAGAAUGGGCUAAACUUAAAUGAUUCUGGUCAUCGCUUUGAGCAUUCACAGCUACUAUUAGCGCUUUUACAUUCCCUUCCGCUUGCACCUAGGUCUCUGCAGAGCAGAGCAUUACAGAACAUGUCCAUGACAGCCAUGUCUUCCAUUGUGGAUGAUUUUGAGAUAAAGGUAGAGAAUAGCCUAUUAGAUGUGGAAGAGGAUAAAAAGUAUGUGGAAUGGAGAGAUGUGUUAAGCACAGCCAUGUCCUUGAAACUUCAACUGGACAGUAGCAGCUCAAGUGGUGUAGUUGGCUCUUGCUGUGAGUUUUUCACAGAUUGGCAAACACAGAUAGCCAUAGAACAACAAUGUUAUACCAAACAGCCACGAAACAGAGUAGCUGAAGGAGGAGGAGCAAGGAAGAAGGGUCACUGUAGGAAGGCACAUGUCGGAAGGGAAGCAGCAUGCCAAGACAUGAGGUGCAUGAAUUUUAUGCACAAGAGAGUAGCGGUGCAUGGGGCAGUAGACAGCAUUGGUCAAGCUAGAGAAGCUGGCAGCGAAAAGGAUAAUGGUGGAGACAUAGUAGGUGCUAAAGAGACCCCUGGCAUUUCUGCAUGUGGUGAGAUGUUCAGGGAUCAAAGGGCAUCGGUUUUAGGCUGUUUUCCUUUAUUCCUUGGUGUUCAAUCAGCCUUUUUUGCAGAUGCCAUGGGAGCUAUUGUGGAUGUGGAGAUUGCUACUAGCAAAGGAUGGACCAAACUUUGGAUUGAGUGA
Molecule: messenger RNA, 4245 nt
Organism: Sphenostylis stenocarpa
Lineage: Eukaryota; Viridiplantae; Streptophyta; Magnoliopsida; Fabales; Fabaceae
Source: the annotation of a GenBank genome assembly